This is a messenger RNA of Trichoderma asperellum CBS 433.97, 4389 nucleotides long. RefSeq lists its product as uncharacterized. The record is from RefSeq and is a predicted model, not a curated record. Lineage: Eukaryota; Fungi; Ascomycota; Sordariomycetes; Hypocreales; Hypocreaceae.
AUGGCCGCCAACAUGCAGCACAUGGCUGGGGCAGGCCAGAUGAUGCCUCAACAACUGCGAAAGCCCACAGCUAGCCAGCUGCAGCAGGCUGUUUAUCAGAAUAUUCAACAAAACACACCGCCAUUAAAUGGCAUGACUUGGCAAUCAAAUUUCUCUGUUAAUGAGCGAAUGGGAAAGACAUUGGACUUAAUCACAAACAUCACUCUCGCCAUGGGCACUCUUGACUACAGCCGAGCAACCGAUUUUGGAUGUCAGUUCGAACGAGAAGUGUUUCAUAAAUCACCAACCAAAGAAGCGUAUGACCAGGCCAUGGCAAGUAAGACUAUGGAUUUUUUCAAGAAACGACAGGCCAACGAACCUGGCCUUCAAAACAGCCUCAACGCCAGUGCCCAGGCCCAAGCGCAUGCCCAGGCUCAAGCACAAGCCCAGGCACUAAUGUUGCAGGCUCAGAUGGGCCGUGGCCAGACUCCCCAGCAGGGAUUUCAGCACAUGCCGCAUCCCAUGCAAGCCACUCAGAUGCCCCAGCAGCAACAGCAACAGCAACCAUCGUUUAUGCAACAGCAGCAGCAGCAGCAGCAGCUUGCCAUGGGUAUGGCUAACCAAGCCGGCCGCGGUAUAGGUCCCAACCCACAAGCGAUGGGCAUGGCUGGCGGUCCUAAUAGAAAUAUGUUCCCUAACGAUGUGGCGAGACUGGCUCAGGCUGAUAAAAACAAAGUCAUGGAACUUGCGACCAAGAUGAUGGCUCAGGCUACAGAGCAGCAAAAAGCUAGCACACGGCUCCAUUUACAAUCAAGGCUCACAGCUCAGCAGCUUGCCGAACUCCAGACGCAGGGGAGAGAUCCUCUUGUUUGGUGGUACCAGAAUCAGGCAUUUCAAGCCCUUAAGCAGUCUUCCACAAUGCACCGAUUCCAGCCACCUGGUCCUGCGAACCCAAACAACCCUCAAGCUGCUAUGAUGCAACAACAACAGAGCCAAAAUUCUCUACAGCAACAGAGGCAAAAUAUGAUAAACGCAGCCCAGCAGCCUGGUGCAGGCCAUGAUUUCCCUCCAUUCACCCCAAACAUGGAUAGCAUCAAGGAUCAGCAGGUGGCCGGCCUAAUGGCUCAACAGGCGGGCCAAGUUGUCGUACCAGCGAGCAAUGGCAAUGGAAGAAAUGUCACUCCUCAGCCUGGUAACCAAAACAUUUCCAAUCAACAGAUGCAAAAUCAAACGCCUCGUAAUGCUCAGCAGCAGCAGCAACAGCAGCAGCAGGCUAAGCUGAACCAAGCCGCUCAGCAGUCUCAAGCUUUACAAGCACAGGCACAAAUGAAGAUGCAGAACCAGCAGCAAAUGACGGGAAAUAUGGCUACAUCGCAGAGCCCAGCCAUGAAUACCCUAAACACUCCCGUAUCAAGACCGGGCGUUAUGAAUCCCAUGGCGCCGCAGGGUAUGAGCCAGAACGGCAUAUCUCCAUUUGGCGACCAGCGAUUUCACCAGGGAAUUCAACGGCCUAACAAUCCCGCUUUCAACGCUAUGCUCACUAACAUGACCCCAGAACAAAGGCAAGCAAUCAACGGUCUUCCUCCGGACAAGCUUAACGAAGUCAUGCGUCGAUGGCAAAAUCAGCGACAGGAGCAGAUAGCAAACAUGAAUGCAAAUCCGAUGAUGCAGCAACAGAUGGCUAAUCGACCUCAGAACCAGUUCAACCAGGCAGGGAACAUGGCCCCUGGUCCUCAGAAUAUGCAACAAGUAAAUGCUCCUGGCGCAGGCAAUCAACAACAGCCAAUGCCAAUGAACCGUAUGACACCUCAGGGCUCCCAGCUUCAGUUUGUGAUGGACUCGAUGGAUUUGCCUCCCAGCAUAAUAAAUCAAAUCAACGGCCUGCCUGCAGAAGUUAAAAAAUGGAGAGAUUUGAAGGUGUGGAUCAGCCAAAACAAUACGCUUCCACCAACUGUUCGUGGCCAGCUAGCUGCUUUCCAACAGAAGCAAUUCCAAGUGCUUAUGCAAAGGCGGGCUGCCAGUGUGCCCCAGCAGCCUGGACAGGCUAUAAACAUGAAUCCUGCGAUGCCAAUGCAAGUGGCAAAUCAACAACCUGGAAUACAGCGACAGAUGGCCAAUUUACCACCACAAUUGCUUCAAGUCUCGCCUCAGGAGAUGAUGCAUAUCCGAAGUCAGAAACCUGGGUUGGUCAACGUUCCUGAUGAGCAACUUCGAUCGAUGAUUAUCUCGAUGAAGAGGAGUAGCUGGCAGCAACAGCAACAGCAGCAGCAGCUGAGGGCCCAGCAGUUGCAGGCCCAAAACCAGCAGCUACAAGCUGCCGCCGCAAAUAAUAUGGCUGGUGCCCAGGGCCCUCAAAACCCCAUGCAGAUCCAGCAGACUCAACCUAAUCUCACACCUCAACAAACCCAGGCGCAGACGAUGCCCAAUGCCAUGAGCCAGACUGCUUCGAUGCAAGCGGCCAACUUAAAGCAGCAACCGAACGCGAAUCAGGCACGCAAUAACCAAUCCCAAGCUGCGAAAACUCUUAAACGCCCUAACCCUGAUGACGGUGCCGAUGCUGCCAACAUGAAGGCUUCCAUAUCUGCUGCACGACAGCCGCCGGCGCCAUCGGCGGCAGCGGCAUCGCAACCAACCCAACAGCCAGUACAAAGGCCAGGGGCGAAAUUCCCGCCGCAGCUUACACCUCAACAAGAGGCUCAAUUGAAUCCCGAACAAAGAGCUAGGUAUGAACAGAUUUUGAGGAUGCAAGGCAAGGCUCCGGCUCCGGCUGCUACAGGAGCAGUACCCUCAGAGUCUCUGAUGCGCCUCAAGAUGAUUGGGCAAGAAGAGCAAAAGCUGUUCGCUCAAGAAUCCACUCCGGACAUUCCAAUGGGCCCUGAGGAGUACGCAGAAACCGCAGCAAAGCUCAAACGAAUUGUCCAGGACAUGAGCAAGGUUGGCCGUGGGCUAAGCAAGUGGUAUUCCCUCACGCAAGAUGACGCGCGUGCCAAAAUGUUCUUUAGAACUCGAUUGCGUCUCAUCAAGCAACAUGUGGACGGCGAAAAGAUGGAGAUAAUCAAGGACGCCUUCAGUAUCCGCUCUUCUGAACUGGAUCAGGCUCGCGCUAUGCUUGAGAGUAUGGCUAAAGAUCUGGCUGCUAGUGUGGCGGGCGGCCGGCAUUUGAAGCCAGGCAGCCAGACACAAGCUCAACCGUUAUCUCAACAGCAAAUGCAGCAGGCACAGCAAAAGAAUCAGCUAACGCAGCCAGCUCCUCUGAAUGCCGCUAAUCUGGAGAAGAACGCGCAGGCGAUGAACAAAUUGAACCAGCAGCAGAAGCAGGCCAAUAAAGCAGGCCAAGUGCCGCCCCCCGCCCCAACAAGCGCUCAGCCACCCUUCCCAUUCGGAGCAGCGACCUCGCCUGAUGGUAACCCUACUUACAUGAGCAAACCUAAAGAAAUCAACUUGCAGCUACCGCCUGCUCGAAAGAAGCCAAGACUGACAAAUUCUGGUCCGUCUUCUCAAGUGGCCACUCCCUCGCCACAGAUUUCAAAGAAUGCGUCUCCAGAUAUCCAACGCCAGCAAGGCCCACCGAAACCUUUACAUCUCUGCACGGAGCCCGACUGCGACCAGUCUAUUUCUGGAUUCCCUAGUAAACAAGCUCUUCAACAUCACAUCGAUGAAGAGCAUACUAAGCCCAAAGCCGACCCGUACAAAUUUGUGGGAGAGUCUCUUGCGGAGGCACUGGGUCUAGAACUAGACGGCACCAUCAAAAAGGAGCAGAAGGAGGGGGCGCAAGCAAUGAGUUUGUCAACUUCAAAACAGGGUCAAUCUUCCGGAAAUCUUGUCGGCACACCCAUGUCCGUGGAUGGUACUGGCAUGAAGCGAUCAGCCAGCGCCAUGAGCAAGGCCCAAGAUGUGAAAGCCGGCGUCAAGUUGGACGCGACUGCCAAGGCUGGCGAUGGGAAGCAGGUUAACGGCACUGCAAUGCUUGUCAAUGCAACGGACCCAUGGGCCAACUCGACUAUUGACCCUCAGACACUCCUACAGAACUUGGGCUUUGAAAACGGGCUGCCAAAUAUCGUCAACGAGGCCAACAUGUACAGGUCUUUCACGCCAAAGGAUACCCCAGAGUCUAGCAAGGACGGUGCGAGCGAGCCUAAUAGCGAUAUCUCUGAGGGUGCUGCGCUUGACAUUGACAUGAAUUGGCAUACCCUUGAUAAUGACGUUCUAAUGGAUUUCACCAACGCCUGCAUUAAUGGGGAGAUGGACUCGACAGAAAACCUAAAGGCCGCUGUGGCUAACAUCGAUCCAACCCUUCUUUUAGCUGGGCCGCCGGGCGUUCCGGAUUGGGAUGAAAUCCAAGUCGAUUUCACAAAACCGUUUGAACUCGACAUGAGUCUUUACUCUCUCGAUGUUACUAGCGACUUGUAA